AGCUGUUUUUAGUCGACCUGCCGGAGAGUUCAAGUGCUCUCUUGGAUAAAUGUACCUUUGACUUUUAUUUUUGAAAUAACUGAUAUUUUCUUAUUUUUAUUUAUCCAAGGGGCAUUCACUUUUAAGGAUAAACCCUUAUAAUUUAGAUUUCUGACUUUUUAUAAUAUUUUUUAUUCAAGCAUUGUUACUGUAUAAGCCAUGGCCUCAGGCAGCGAGCCUCUGGAGAUAACAGGCAGCGAGCUGGUGCACAUCCUGAGGACGCCCCGGGACCAGUACACCUCUGACGGCUGCGUGCUGCUGGACUGCAGACCUUUCCUCGACUUCUCCAAGGCGCACAUCUGCGAGUCCCGCAACGUCAACUGGAAUUCCAUGCUGCGCCGCAGAUCCAAGAGCUCGGUGGUGGCCCUGGAGUGGCUGAUCCCGGACAAGACGCUGCUGGCCCGGCUGCGGGCCGGCCGCUUCUCCCCGCUGGUGGUGGUGGAUGAGAGGAGCGGCUCGCUGGCCGAGCUGAAGGCGGAGAGCGUGGCCCAGAUGCUGCUCACCGCGCUCCAGAACGAGGUCCAGGCGCACAUCUGCUUCCUGCAAUGUGGAUUUGAGAGAUUUUCCGAGGUAUUUCCAGAGCUUUGCUACAACUCUGGCAGCAGUCACCUCUCUACAAUGGAACCAGAAAAAGCAGUGACAGGCCGGAGCACACCAGCAUAUGAUCAGGGUGGCCCAGUGGAGCUGCUCCCCUUCCUGUUCUUGGGCAGCGCCCUGCACUCCUCCCGCAGGGAGACGCUGGCAGCAGCGGGGAUCACGGCGGUGCUCAACGUGUCCUCCACCUGUCCCAACGUGUACGAGGGCGAGUUCCAGUACCUGCGACUCACCGUGGAGGACACGCUGGCCGCCGACAUCGGGGCCUGUUUUCACACAGCCAUAGCUUUUAUCGACUCAGUGAAGCAGAGUGGGGGUCGGGUGCUGGUGCAUUGUCAGGCCGGCAUCUCUCGCUCAGCCACCAUCUGCCUGGCCUACCUCAUGCACACGCAGCGUGUCCGGCUGGACGAGGCUUUUGACUUUGUGAAGCAGCGGCGCCGGGUCAUCUCGCCUAAUCUGGCUUUCAUGGGACAGCUGCUGCAGUUUGAGACUGACAUCCUCUGUCAGGGUUGAAGACAACAGACACUAUGGAAAUCUGCUUCAAGUUAACUUUUCCACCCACGUGGCAUUGUGCCAGAUUUGAAACACUAUGAGGACUCCAGUCAUGCGUGCAAUUGUUUUUGUGCUAUUGAAGGUGGUGUGUUUCCGAUGGGGAUAGUUUGUGGAUCCAGAGAAACUUGUGCUGCUGGCAUCACAUAACUGGAUUUUUCUUUUCUGUCUUUUUUAUUCUCUCUCUUCAAACAGAAGCCGACAAAUUUGCUGUUAAUGCAACAAGAGAAGUUGGCAAUAUGAAACCUCAAUGUAAUAACUAAUUCAUAAAUUAACUGCAAUCCUGAGCCAACGAAGGUGGAGCAGCUAUGAAGUAAUUUCCCUCAUGUUUUCCUUCAGGGACGUUGUUCAGAUUUGUGUUUGUUUGACUUGUGUGCCUGUUUUUAUUUGUAAGGGCUGCCAUUUCCAGACAGCUGCACCCGUAUUUUAUGAGACGACACCUUUAUCUUGUUACAGCAAUAGUAGAUGAAACUCCAAGUUUUGGUGUUGAAUUUGUUUUUGAAAAAAUAAAAAUGCACUAACGGGUGUCCGGAUCAGUCUGUGAGAUGACACUCAAGCUGAAAGAUGUUUUUUUUAUCAUGUAAAUAUAAAUUUAUUUAUUGAAUUUUUCAAAGAGACUGUUACCUUGUUGAUGUGUGUUUCCAAUGACCUGUAAGGUUUUUUGUAUCCCUGCUAUUU
Messenger RNA from Cololabis saira (Pacific saury), 1860 nucleotides. RefSeq names its product dual specificity phosphatase 2 (gene dusp2). The record is from RefSeq and is a predicted model, not a curated record. The transcript is spliced from 4 exons. Gene Ontology annotation, cellular component: nucleus; cytoplasm. Gene Ontology annotation, molecular function: MAP kinase tyrosine/serine/threonine phosphatase activity; protein tyrosine/threonine phosphatase activity. Lineage: Eukaryota; Metazoa; Chordata; Actinopteri; Beloniformes; Belonidae. Bases 199 to 1146 code for a protein of 315 amino acids. Gene Ontology annotation, biological process: negative regulation of MAPK cascade; endoderm formation; protein dephosphorylation.